AUGAGACUAAAUAUAUUAAUACUACUAUUAAUAAUAUCAUCAUUUAAUAGUAUAAUACUUGCUGCAUAUAUAAAAAUGGGUGAAUGUGGUCAAGCAAGAGCUGCACCAAGUGAAAAGCCACCAGAAAAAGGUGGUAUGUGUCAACUACCACCACCUACUAGAAUGGGAACAGCAUCGUUAUCAAUUGAUGCAUUUGGAAAUGGUGCAAGAUGUGGUGCAUGUUAUCAGUUAACUGGACCAAUUGGGAAAACGGUUGUAAUGGUAACUGAUAGUUGUAAUGAUGGUGAUGCAUGUGUUCAACAGGAUUUAUUUAAUUUUAUCAUUUCAAAUAAAGAUUUUGACAAGAUUGGAAAUUCAUCAUCCUAUUCAAAUAUUUAUUCAUUAGGUUAUCAAGAAGUAUCUUGUGAUUUCGCUGGUAAUAUCAAAGCGGUAUAUGGCGGUGGUCUAUCAAAAGGACUUUUAGAUUAUUCAUAUUAUUUAACAAUUGCAUUUCAUAAUUUCAAUACUGCAAUUAAACAGGUUAGAAUUAAGGGUAGUGGUAUGGCAAACUAUAGUAACUUAAGACGUACAUUAGGUAAAUUUACAUGGAACCAAGAGUCGGGUGGUGUAAAGUUUGAUUUUCCUGCAACAGUAUUAAUUACAAGUACAAGUGGUCAAAUUUUACAAUAUACCAUACCAAAGAAACCUCCUGCUAAUAUCCCCCAAGACACCAAAUUACAAUUUAUGCCAAAGCCAACUCCAGAGUUAGAGAACUCAAUAUGUGACAUGGGUUUAAUUCCAGAAUAUAUUUACACAGACUAUUUGACAUUCGGUUGGGUAGGAUACAACUCAUGGAGAUAUAAUAACUUUAAUCUCUCAUCCCAAGAGACAGAUGAUAAUACUGUUUUGGGAACAUCAGUAGUAAAGAUUGAAUUAAAUGGACAAGGUGGUUUACAAUUCACAAGAGAAGGUGGUUUCAAAACUAAAUAUUUAGAUACACUAUCAUUUGAUAUUAAAGUAUCACCACCAACAUCAUCACUUCAAGUUUAUUUCGGUAGAGUCGGUACCUUUACCAUAGAUGAAACCCUCAGUGAAGAUUGGUCCAAUGUAGAACUCUCAGUUAAAAGAGAUUUACAACCAGAUGAAGUAGAAUACUCUUUAUCAUUCUACAACAAUCAAGCACAAACCAUCACUUUAUGGAUCGAUAAUAUUAAAUGGGGUUUCUCUGCUGACGCACCCAAAAGACCACCUACCGAUGUGGACACUAGCACAACCAAAAACUCCUCACCAAAUGGCGGAAGCGGUGUUGGCUCCACUAUAACUGCAAAUAUAUUCUCUUCGAUUGGUAUUACUUCAAAUAAAAAUGGUGUUCUUACCGGUAUUGCCGAUGGUGGUUCAGGUGAAAAUGAAAGUGAUGAUGACAAUCCACACAGAGUAAGAAAAAAUCAUGGUGAUAUAAAUAACGAUGGUAUAGAUGACUAUUAUCAAGAAGGUGGUUUGGGUUAUCCAGAUAAUGCUGUAUCUUCAAUUCACACCUCUUUAAAUAGUAUUUUAAUUUUAUUAAUUGCUAUAGUUAAUAUAAAUAUAAUCUUAUUAUUUUAA
Messenger RNA from Dictyostelium purpureum, 1581 nucleotides. RefSeq lists its product as uncharacterized. Bases 1 to 1581 code for a protein of 526 amino acids. The record is from RefSeq and is a predicted model, not a curated record. Lineage: Eukaryota; Evosea; Eumycetozoa; Dictyosteliales; Dictyosteliaceae. The transcript has 3 exons.